This is a messenger RNA of Carya illinoinensis, 1161 nucleotides long. Its product is annotated as 50S ribosomal protein L7/L12. The transcript is spliced from 2 exons. The coding region runs from base 180 to 791 and encodes 203 amino acids. Gene Ontology annotation, cellular component: ribosome. NCBI's taxonomy places the organism in Eukaryota, Viridiplantae, Streptophyta, Magnoliopsida, Fagales, Juglandaceae. Gene Ontology annotation, biological process: translation. Gene Ontology annotation, molecular function: structural constituent of ribosome. The record is from RefSeq and is a predicted model, not a curated record.
GAGGAAAAAAAAAGACACAUAAACGAGUAAUGUCUACAAAACUUUAGGGGCAUCUCCCAGAGGGUUUUAUGCCUCCGUGAACUUUCAAAGCCAUGGGUGCAGUUCGGAGCUAAUUCACCGGCAACCAAUGCUCACAUAAUUCCUAUCGCUAUUACCCAGACUCUUAAAUUUCCAGAAAAAUGAGGUAUAUACGAUUCAUUUCCCAUAUUCAAAAAUCAUUUCGCCAAAACCCUAUCCCCAAUUUCCCUCCAACUACUAACCCUAAUGUCAUGGCCCUAAUCCAAUCCAAAACCUCAUCUUCUCGAUCCUCCUGUUUGUUGAAUUCUAAGCGUGGGUACACAUCUUCUGUACAAAAGUCGAAAUCGUCCCCGUCUGAGAGGGUCUCGGAGAUCGUCGACGAGCUCAUGGGCCUCACGCUGCUCGAAGUUUCGGACCUCGUGGAGGUUCUGCGCGAUAAGUUGGGCGUCACUGAGAUGCCGACGAUGAUGGUGAUGAUGCCCGGGAUGGUGCCUGGGGCUUUAAAGGGCGCGGCGGGAAAGGGUGGUGCGGCGCCGAAGGCGGAGGAGAAGACAGAGAAGACGGUGUUCGAUGUGAAGCUCGAAGGGUUCGAUGCCGCGGCGAAGAUCAAGGUGAUUAAGGAGGUGAGGACGUUUACCGAUUUGGGGUUGAAGGAGGCGAAGGAUUUGGUGGAGAAGGCGCCGACCCUGUUGAAAAAGGGGGUGACCAAGGACGAGGCCGAGAAGAUUAUUGCGAAGUUAAAGGAGAUCGGCGCCAAAGUUUCGAUGGAAUGAGGUUAUGCGGGAGAAGAGGAUGAAGACCGCAAAGUGUGAGGCUUUAUGAUACAGAUUGUCAAGAUGGAGGAUUGCAGAUACUCAUGUACCACACUUGAAUUUCUUCAUAUCUGCUUUGCUAAAUUUCUGACCCGUGGAAAAAAAAAAAAUCGAGCAAGUUGCAUUCUAUUGUUCCUAACAUGCAUUUCCGGUUGAACUUUCUUAAAGACUCUUUUCACCUGUCUUGGAAUUGGUGAUUUAGGAUGGAUACGUUCAUUUCAUGGACCUUUUUAGAGCUGUUCCUUGCAUAUAUAUCCGAUGGCUGAGGCCAGCAAUAAACCUUUGCAACUUGACACAACUGAAUGAGAGGAGGCCUAAAAGAUUGAAUGGA